CUCUCCUUUCAACUCCCCCAACUCCAAUCCUUUCCUUCCCUCCACCCUCUUUGGUUUCUUAGGAUCUUCCCCCCCCCCCAGAUCUAUCACUCCCACUUGUCCAAUCCUCUUCAUUAUUCCCAAACCUAAUCUCUGUUUCAUCAGCUCUCUCUGCUUUGGUUCCUUCCUCGGACCCUUGUCCGGCGCAUGGACUAUGUUGCAUCCGACAGCACUGGUACUGAUGAUCUUUCUCUAUCUCCUCAAUACAGAAUUCCAAAAGGGCGUCAAUUUGCUGGAUUUGAAAGAUCUUCAGUAGGUUCUAUAUCAUUCGAUAAGAAGUAUACUGACAUGGAGGCCCAAAUUCAUUACCUCGAGCAAGAAGCAUAUUGUGCAGUCCUGCGUGCUUUCAAAGCUCAGUCUGAUGCGAUUACUUGGGAAAAGGAAAGUUUGAUUACAGAACUUAGGAAAGAAUUAAGAGUAUCAGAUGAUGAACAUAGAGAGCUUCUUGGCAGGGUUAACACUGAUGAUAUCAUCAGUAAGAUAAGAGAGUGGAGAACAGCAGGUGGGCAUCAAGCUGCGAGAUUCAGUGCAGCCCAACCUGUUUAUGAUCUAUCCAGUCCUACCGUUUCAGCAUCCCGAAAGAAGCAGAAAACAUCCCAAUCGGGUCACGCAUUCCUUGGUUUGUCCUCGAUGAAGUCUAUGCAGUACCCUUCUACAGGACCUUCUUUGAGUCGGCAGCUUACCAGCCGCAGUUCUACUGGUCCCCUUGCCAUACCAGAACCUGCUGAACCCAAUACAUAUGAUUUAGUUGGAAAGAAAGUAUGGAUGAGAUGGCCAGAAGACAACAGCUUCUAUGAGGCCCAGAUAACAGAUUACAAUAUCAAUGAUGGCCGACAUGCUUUGAUCUAUGAUAGAAAUACAGCGAAUGAGACAUUUGAAUGGGUAGAUUUCAAAGAGAUAUCUCGUGAGGAUAUUCGUUGGGAAGGUGAGGAACUGCCCUCUCAUCUAGGAAAUCAUGGCAGCGGACAAGGACGUAGGGUGAAGAAAUCUACAAAUCAUGGUGGUCCAGUUACUGGGAGAGGUCAAGGACAUAUAAAGCUUCAAUCAAAGAAACAACUUCUUCCUUCAGAAAAUGGCCUAGCAAUUAAGUUGCCAGAUGAUCUAGAAUUAUUGAAUACUGAUUCUCUGGUAAAAGAGGUGGAGAGAGUUUUCAAUGCAAGUAAUCCAGACCCCUUUGAGCUUGAAAAAGCACGGAAAAUGCUGAAAGAUCACGAACAGGCACUUGUUGAUGCCAUUGAAAGGCUUGCAUAUGCAUCAGAUGGUGAAAGUGAUGGAGAGCAUGGUGAGCAUGCAUUUAUGCAUGUUUGAUCGAUGGAUGGAACAGAAACUGGUUGAAAAACUUUGAAUGGUCAGAAAAGUUGGGUUGCACCAAAAGGGCGAUGGUGUUGGUGACAGUAGUUCUAAUUGGAUCAGAUCAGUAGAUUUUUUUUUUGCCAUCUGGCUUUCUUUGAGCAAUCUCAAUUACCUUUGAUGGUAGCAUUGCUGUUAUGCAAAUCAAUUUGUAAGAUAUCAUCAUUUUAGUAUCAGGCAUGUCAAGAAGUCGAGUAGUUAUUGUGUUCUUUCAAGUAUAGUUUCCACAUGAGGGACAUCAUUUAAUCUGUAAGAUUAGUCAUAGAAUAUGAAAUUUAAAUGUAAAAUUUUGUUGAUUC
Messenger RNA from Argentina anserina (silverweed cinquefoil), 1688 nucleotides. RefSeq names its product protein EMSY-LIKE 1-like. Gene Ontology annotation, biological process: defense response to fungus. Bases 187 to 1347 code for a protein of 386 amino acids. NCBI's taxonomy places the organism in Eukaryota, Viridiplantae, Streptophyta, Magnoliopsida, Rosales, Rosaceae. Gene Ontology annotation, cellular component: nucleus. The transcript is spliced from 10 exons. The record is from RefSeq and is a predicted model, not a curated record.